CGUAAUGAGGUGGCCUUUGUUGUCCCUGAAAAUCUGGGCACCACGACGAUGGUUUUAGAGACAGAAGUGUCAUUGCAUUAGAACUAAUUAGCUGUCAACGAGUUUACAUGUGUGUGCAAGAUGGAUCCAGGGGAUACAGAUUGGGGAGGCUUAAAUUUGACUGAACCGAAUGAGGUUGACUCAAUGAUUGAUGCUUAUCAGAAGAAUGAUGUUACUACAAUAGGAUCUGCAGAUGUCCGCUCUGACACAGUGUAUGAUAACACUUCCAUGGGGGUUGAUGAUGACUACAUGAACACAUUGGUGUUGUAUGAUGGCUACGACAGCUACAAUGAGAGUGGUGAGAGCUCAGAGGAGGAUGAGGAGAGUCAAGGGGAUUACUUUUCCUCCUUUCAGGGAUUCACACAGUCAGGCUUCAGUAAACCCACACAGUUCCGCUUCAUGAACGGGAAGGAUGGCAUGGCAACAUGUGAGAAGUGUGGCACAGUUGGUAUCAAACAUGCUUUCUACUCCAAGUCGAAGAGAUUCUGCAGCUUGUCCUGCUCUCGAAGCUUUGCAACGGCCCGCAGAGAGGGCAAACCCUCACCUCCACCAUACAAGGAGGAGCCCCCACCAAAGAAACUUCACGUCUUGGCUAGCAAAGGACGACAGACCCCCAAGAAGCAUUCAAAGCAAAGCAUUGGACAUUCUCAGAAGUCUCCUGCAAGAUUUGACUCGUUCAGAGUAUUUGACUGGGGUCCGUACCUCGUCUCCACCGGAUCCCAGGCUGCACCUGUCAGUUGCUUCAAACAUGUACCAAUGUCUGACUGCUGGGAUCAGAUGACUGUGGGGAUGAAGGUGGAGGUUGCCAACAACGAUAGCGACGUGGCCUGGGAGGUCUACUGGAUAGCAACUGUCAUCAAGAUAGCAGGGUACAAGGCACUGAUGAGGUACGAAGGGUUCAGCAGCGACUCAUCCAAGGACUUCUGGCUGAACCUUUGCACCCAGGAUGUGCACCCAGUGGGUUGGUGCGCCACCGUAGGGAAACCCCUUGUCCCUCCCAAGACAAUUCAACACAAGUGUUCGGACUGGAAAGAUUUCUUGGUGAAGAGAUUGACUGGAGCACGAACAUUGCCCAAUAACUUCUACAAUAAGGUAUUGGAGAGUAUGGAGAACCACAAGUUCCACCGAGGAGUCCAGGUGGAGGUGGUCGACAAGAUGUGUGUGUCUGCCAUGCGGGUUGCCAUCGUGCAUGAAGUGAUUGGCGGGCGUCUACGGCUAGCUUAUGUUGACAAGAGAGAUGAGAAUGAUGAGUUCUGGUGUGACAUGAAGUCUCCACUCAUCCAUCAUGUGGGAUGGGCCCAGCGAGCAGGACACAAGCUUCAUGCCACUCCAGAAUACAAGGCAGAGUGUUUGACCAAGAUAACGAUGCAGAAGUUUCACCCCGAUGAUUCCAUGCCGGACAUGUUUCCCAAGACAAGUGAACCUCCUCAUGGAUUGAAGUUCCAGGCCGGGAUGAAGCUGGAAGCCAUUGACCCUCUCAAUCUCUCCACUAUUUGUGUUGCUACUGUUAUGAAGUGUCUACGGAAUAACUUCUUGAUGAUUGGAAUUGAUGGCUCCAUCGCCCAGAACGGAACUGACUGGUUCUGCUACCAUGCCUCAUUGAUGGCUCCAUCGCCCAGAACAAAUCCAUGUGUAGUAUUCUUCCCUGUGGGCUUCUCCCAAGUCCAUGUGUAGUAUUCCCCACCUGGAGGUCAUAAAGGCCCCUUCAAGUGGUUUGACUACUUGAAACACACAAAAGCUGUUGCAGCCCCGGUGAAGCUGUUUGAUAAGGAAAUUCCCAAACAUGGAUUCAAACCAGGAAUGAAGGUUGAAGCUGUGGACUUGAUGGAACCAAGGCUCAUCUGUGUUGCCACGGUGACGAAGGUGGUUGGCCGACUGAUGAAGAUCCACUUUGAUGGUUGGGAGAAUGACUAUGACCAGUGGGUGGAUGCCCAGACUCCGGACCUCUACCCCGUUGGUUGGUGCGAGAUCAUGAACUACCCUCUGGAAGGACCCCGCAUUAAAACUGAACAGGUCUUGGCGCCGUCCCCACCCAUUCCAAAAAAGAAGAGAGGCAAGACGCAGAUUUACAAGGGACCCAGGAAGAAGAGGAAAUCAAAACCACUUGGAAAGCCUCUGCCGCCAAACUUUAAGUUUGUGUCAUCUUUUGGAGAUGAAGAUGAUGUAAUCUGUCCCCCCCAUGUACCACUCCCCCCGGAGACUGUUGCCGCUACGUUACCCCCCCUGCUGGACCCCUCAAACCCCAGUGAGCUUGUAAAGCCACCUACAGUCAAGACAGAAGGGGUGGAUACACCUCAGUUAGGGGCAGUGGAGGUUCCCCCUCCCAUCCUCAGCCCGAAUGGUCCAGGUGAUCACACCCCUUCCCCAGCCACCACAACGGUCAUGCCAACCCUCACACAAAACUUGGCCCCAAGGGCAGAUAACUCUAACAAGGAUGAUGGUGCAGCUCAUCCCAGUGUAGAACCUGGGUCCACUCCAGUUCUCCUAACAACAGUUGAACCAAAGUAAUUCCUGAUGCAAAAUGAGGAUGCAUUUGUUGUUGGCGAACAAAUGUGAAAGUGUGACCCUAAGCUGUGCCCAUCUGUGAUUCCACCACAGCAAGUCAUCUCACAUAAUACAUUACUGUACAUAUGUCGGAGAAUCAUCUCAUUCAUAAUAUCAUAGAAUCAUGAUAGCAAAUGAGUCAGUUCCCUGUCUUGUUUCAUCUAUGUCUCACUGAAUCAAGAUCACUCUGGACAUGUUUCGAAUGUCAAGGGUCUCGGUAUGAGGCCGACCUGCAGAAAGUCAGCCAAUCAACAGUACUAUGCAGGAAGAUCCUACAGAAGAUCACUUGUCUCUAUCCAUGUGUGAAGAGGACAGGACCAUAGUAACUGUCCUUUCAAAUCUAACGAUGGUUACAAAUUACUGAUGUAUUCCUCUCCACAAAGUUUACCGAACCCAAGUCAACAGGCCUCAGGAGACCACCAGUAGCAUAUGAAGGAAGUGCAGAUGUCGUAUGCCACAUACACUGUUGUGGACUGCCCACCAUGCUGGCUUACUUCAUGCAUUGACAGAAUAAUCAGUGCCAGGAUGUCAAGAUUACCCGCGAUAUGAAUUACAUUUUCUUCAAGAAUAUUUUAUGCCCAUCUUUGAAGCUGUGUUGAUGGACAUUCUGCUGCUGCUGAAGCAGGCUGUGGGAGUACAGUCGUCGUCGUCGUCGUCAUGACAGGAUGGAGAGAAGCUGCGGUGUCUUGUCAUACAUAGCAGAUCUGUCUCAGUGAUUCAGUAUUUUUCCUCAGUCACUUGUUGUUAACAGGGCGGUGGUCACCAUGGCAACAAACCAAGGCAUGUGCUGAAACGCAUUGUGUGAAUCUGACACGUGUUGUGAAGAGUGUCGGAUGACAGAGCUCCAGAUAAGAUUUAGCUCAUGUGGGUACUGUACCCACUGUAUUUUUUUGGAGUGGGUAUUAUGAAUGUUGAAUGGGUAUUUC
Haliotis rubra (blacklip abalone) is the source of this 3509-nucleotide messenger RNA. RefSeq names its product MBT domain-containing protein 1-like. The record is from RefSeq and is a predicted model, not a curated record. The transcript has 23 exons. Gene Ontology annotation, biological process: regulation of DNA-templated transcription. Lineage: Eukaryota; Metazoa; Mollusca; Gastropoda; Lepetellida; Haliotidae. Gene Ontology annotation, molecular function: zinc ion binding. Gene Ontology annotation, cellular component: nucleus.